GUCGGAUCUUGCUUGCUCGGAGAGAAAGUGGACUUUCUCUCCAAAUUAUUCGUCUCUCUCCUGUCAUCCAAGUCGCAAACAGACACAGUUUCCUUUCUCCUUUCUCCGAACAACAAGAUCACCUGCUCUCGCAAAAGGGACAGGCCACAUUUCUCCACAUUUCUCCGAUUUACUACUUCCUUCCGUAUCGCCAUGUAAUUGAAUAUAGCGUCCAUCUACACAUACAUAUGCAACAUGGAAAAGUUUAGGAGCAGAUUCGCCUGCAAAUUUGCAGUCGUGGUGGAAAUGAUCUUGGCUGGAUUAUCAAUUUUCCUGGCGGUGGGCUUCUUCUUUGCUCGAAUAGCGGAACCUGGGAGUGACGACGAAGAUGGUUACCUUCAUUCAAUGAGACCAACGGCUAGACCACCUCCAACCUCCAGCGCGUUGUUUUACGUUGUGCAAAUACUGGAAUUGGUACAUUUUGUACUCUUGGUGCUCGUAUUCUUUGCCGGCCAAAGGGUUCUCUCAGAAGCAUGUUCCAUAUCUCCACAAGUGAUGGACUACACUAAGGUUACCUCGGGGGAAACGGCUUGCGAGUUUUUCUGCGUUCUAGAACUCUUGAGGAUUAUUCUCGUUCUUGUCGCAUUUUUUGGACAGCUUUUACUUCUCAACGUGGCCGUGGCUUUGCAACUGAUUGGAGUCGUGGUGAACUUGCCAGUCAUUUUUGGUUGGUUUUUCACCAGUGAAUUUGGUAAGGAGUUGAAGAAUCACGGUGACGAGUUGGCCAGUGCCAGGGACAUGUACACACUGCCCCCAUCAGUGUCGUUCUCCCACUGGCAGCGACAACAGCAGCUUCUCAACUCCAGUGGGACCAGCGACUACACGGACAGAAGUGAAAAUCAGGACACUUCCGAGGCCAUGAUGUACUCGGCCCCCUCCAUCGCGUACUGUCUCAACAAUCUCAUGCGAUAGCUGUGCUGUGUCCCCGUCAUCGAGGCAGAUAUUUUAUCAAUGUUCAAAUUAUAUGAAAUAUAUUCGUGUCAAAAAAGCAUGCCGUACAAAUAUUUAGACGACUGCAAUAGCAUAGACUGAUUGUCACAUACAUUCAUGUACAUGAAUUUUCAAGUGAAUUUGUAUUAGCAAGUCAUAAACUAAGAAUAAGAAUAAAUAAUAUUGCUGCCAAACAUUA
Messenger RNA from Folsomia candida, 1168 nucleotides. RefSeq lists its product as uncharacterized. NCBI's taxonomy places the organism in Eukaryota, Metazoa, Arthropoda, Collembola, Entomobryomorpha, Isotomidae. The record is from RefSeq and is a predicted model, not a curated record. The coding region runs from base 235 to 951 and encodes 238 amino acids. The transcript is spliced from 4 exons.